UAACUAGCGUGCAGUAAAACCGCCACCUUUGUACACACGGCCGCUGCCCGCGCGGCUCCCGCCUUCCACCACAGUUUCACACUGUGGCUCAAGAGUGACUUCUUUUGCGUUGCUGGAAUUAGAACUCCGCACUUCAUUAUUUCCACGGUUCUCGGCCGGAGUGUGGAGGAGAUGCAGCGCAGUCGGCCACCCCUCGGCGUGUGAGCGGACUCCGUCAUGGCUUCAGACAUGGCGGCAGAGUCGUGGAGUGUCGGGAAUACUACAUACUGCAACCCCGAGUCUCUGCCUUCACUGCGUGAAUACUAUGGAGCUGUGGACCCCCUCAUCAUCGUAUUGGUGUGCACCGCCCUGGCUGUGGUGUCCAUCACCAUAGCCCUGUACUCCACCACCAUGAGGGACAUCGUCCAGCGGGCGCCCCGCGAGGUCAAGGGCGACACCGCCGCCGUGCUCGCCAUACACCCGGUGGGUGCAGUGAUCGUCUUCCUGUCGCUGCUGGUGCCACGUGCCGACUUCCUGGUGGAGGUGGUGCUGCAGGGCACCUUCGUGGUGUGCCUGUACAAAUUCUUCUGCUUGCUGGUGGCGUACGGCGGCGGUGAGGAGGAGCUGACCCUCAAGCUGCGUCCAGCCGCCUUCCAGCCAAUCACGGGGCCCUGCUGCUGCUGUCCGUGCUGCCGUCUCUGCUGCUCGCCGCUAGAGGUCUCCAAGAGCAGCCUGACGAGGAUCCGGGUGCUCAUCCUGCAGCUGCCAGUGGCGCAGUGGCUCAUCGACCUGGUGCUCUUCGUCCUCCUGGCUGAGGACCAGGCGGUGUACCAGGCAGUUUACCAGUGGGUGCAGGUGGUGCCCAUGGUUUCGCUGAUGGUGGCGCUGUGGGGUGCCAACAUGUUUCUGUCAUUGCUCGGGGAUGCCCUCGCCGAGCACCGCGUGAGGUCCAAGUUCGUCGCCAUGCAGGUGGUGGUAGCCCUGAAUGCGAUGCUCAAGGUCGUCUCCCGGCCAAUAGCAGCGGCGCUGGCCUGCUACCCACCCCUCACCCCGGCGCUCUACUGCCACAUGGUGGUGGACAUGGCUCUGCUGGUGAUCAACCUGGCGAUGGCUGCGUGGGGACGAGAUCUGUACCGUCGCGAUCUGCCCAAGAUCGUACUAACGAGCAUCCGGCGACUGAGUGGGGACGCCACCACUUCGCCGCAGACUUCACCACGCCACACCCGACAUGCGCCCGCCAUAGUAGCCGCCUAGCUCUGCUCCUCGCAAGACACCACACCAGGUCCAGCUAGCUAGCCUCUGUCGUGACAGAUAUAAACUGGCAUUGAUGCCUCUACACGCAAGAUUGUUCCGUAUUGGGCUUAAAUGACUACAUGCCACCAUAGCCAUGACAGAAAAGAUUACGAUAACCACCUGACCUCACUACGGGGGAGAAGACAACAACAGUGUUCACUGAACCUACCCCAGACAUUAUAAUUAGCCAGUAGAAAAGGUGGCCUACCACUUCAUAUGACUUUAAGUCGUUGACAAAACUCACUUAGCCCACCCAGACAUUGCAACUGGCCAGUAGAAUUUGUGGUAAACUACUCUACAUGAGUUUUGAAAGUGGGCAAAGCUGCAUACUUCCAUAUUAGCAUCCAACUGGUUUUCUGUCUCAAUAAGUUACUCUCACCCAAAACCAGCAACCUCAAUCGCGUAGAGGGAAUAAUAGAGCCACCACAAAGGCAUCAUGACACCAGUCUUCGCUAUCGUCUCUCAUAGUAGUUUCAUAGAAGGAAUGGUCCUUCACUUCACUAAUAUUAUGAUGCUAGUAUUAGGCAACUGCCUACAUGGAUGACAGGUCUUGUCCACAUAUCACCAGGUACUCUCAACUGCCCUGUAUCACCACACCUACGAAGCAGCAUGUACGUACAUCUCCACGACUGGGACUGUCAACUUCUCCAUUGUUGUGUUUGCUAGUGAGGGAAGGUGGCUCUACUGCACAGACAUUACACCCUCAAAGUCAAUCAGCGUCAGUCAUGGUAGCCACGUACUGGUGAUUAUUACUUGAUUCUAUGAACACUAUGAACAGGCUGAGCUGUGUUCUAUCAUAAAUGAUGUAUAGCAUGUUCAUGACUGUUCUGAAGGCAUUUUCAAAGUCAGACUAACAUGGCUACCAUCAUAGUGGCUGCCUGUAAUAGUGGCUCUAUAUUAAAGAUAUCACAACACUUUAUGUAGCUUUUCCCAGUAAUAGCAGACACAUAGCAAGGGCGAAAGCUUCACUCUAAUCAUCAUGUUGCAGUUUACUGACAUCCAUCUGUACAGGUACCUAAGGUCGGUGAUUUACUUAACAGUUCAGAUGCAGGUGGUCCCCAUGAUAGAAGCUCUCUAGUGUGCAUAGUCCAGGGUGGACUUAGCAGGUGCCAGUUCCACUAGCCACCUAUUGGACACGUUGACUCUAUUGAGUAAGCAUCCCCACACUUGGCACAGCUAGUCCCCAGGUUCAGACACUCCUGCAGAGGACAGUGGUUCCACUAUGCAGGCAUCAACUCACUCAACUUACCUUGCUGUGUCAUAGUUGGCACCUAGCAAGGUCUAUAGCUCCAUACCAAAGUUAGCACCAUGCUAGACUUGCCUCAUUAAAAAUAGGUAGUGCUUGUGGCUGCUCUCCUCCAAAGACAUGGAAAUGCCAGCUGCUUUUGGUCCCCACAAUAAAAACCGCUCAGUAGAGAUACUGAUUCUGCUGCAAAGCUAUCACCGUAAUGGACACAGCUGGCUACUACCGUGACAAGCACUCACUUGGCAAUUUCGGUUUACUUUUCAAAAGUUUCACCAGUCCGGACUCAGCUGAACUCCGUCAGUGCAGGUGCCCAGGCGGAAUGGUGGCUCUCCUCUAAAGACAUCACCACACUUGGCGAUCAUUGGGGAUGAA
Messenger RNA from Schistocerca nitens (vagrant locust), 2890 nucleotides. Its product is annotated as organic solute transporter alpha-like protein. The record is from RefSeq and is a predicted model, not a curated record. Gene Ontology annotation, biological process: transport. Gene Ontology annotation, molecular function: transporter activity. The coding region runs from base 217 to 1233 and encodes 338 amino acids. The transcript has 7 exons. NCBI's taxonomy places the organism in Eukaryota, Metazoa, Arthropoda, Insecta, Orthoptera, Acrididae.